AAAGUGUAGGGGAGCUAAGUGUAAAACAUCCUUAUCCUCCCCCUUCACUUUCAAACACAAGAGUAUGUGGUGGUAGUUGCAUCCAGUUAAACAUGGUGCCCAAAUUCUGCACCCAAACAUCAUGGAGGCCUGCACUUCAUCUUCAACACACCCACAAUUUCACCAGGUGUUAUGCAGUAGCUUCAUUGUUGGGUGGUUUGAAGUCUUCAUCAUGGUGUUGCUUUAGCCGUAGAUUAUACUAUAAACAUAUUCAUAUUGGAGGGAUAGAGGUUCAUGGAGAAAGAAGAAGAGAGCUGGUUCGCCUGAAAAGUCAACCGGAUGAAGCUGUUGCACAUGAAGAUGAUAUCUCUAAUGCAACGUUGGUAUGGCGGGCGAUCAAAUUGCCAAUCUAUUCUGUUGCAUUGGUUCCAUUGACUGUAGGAACAGCAGCAGCUUAUCUACAAACAGGGUUGUGUUCAGCCAAGCAAUAUGUUCUACUUUUGUCUUCGUCGGUUCUUAUAAUCACUUGGCUCAAUUUAAGCAACGACGUUUAUGAUUUUGAUACAGGAGCAGAUAUAAACAAAAAAGAAUCUGUGGUUAACAUGAUCGGCAGUCGGUCAAGGACCCUUAUGGCUGCAUUAUUAUUCCUUGGUGUCGGGUCUAUGGGGCUUGUUUGGGCAUCCAUGGAAGCUGGAAAUGUGAGGUCAAUGUUGCUACUGGCUUCUGCGAUCACUUGUGGAUACAUAUAUCAGUGUCCGCCUUUCCGGUUGAGUUACCGAGGUCUUGGAGAACCGUUGUGCUUUGCGGCUUUCGGUCCUUUUGCAACCACAGCAUUUUACCUGUUGCAGGGCGGUAGCACAAGGGUGGAGACGCUACCAAUAACCGGCACUAUUCUAGCGGCUUCUGUCCUAGUAGGCAUUACAACAUCACUCAUUCUUUUUUGUAGCCAUUUUCACCAGAUUCCAGGUGAUAAAGCAGUAGGAAAACUCUCUCCACUGGUGCGGAUCGGCACAGAAACAGGUUCAAAUGUGGUCAAAAUGUCAGUGAUUUCCCUCUAUUCACUUCUGUUUCUUCUUGGCAUUUGUAAAGCUCUUCCAAUCACUUCCACCUUUUUGUGUGCACUUACACUACCCAUGGGCAAGCUCGUGGUCAGCUUCGUUUCAGAUAACCACCAGGAUAAAACUAAGAUAUUUAUGGCGAAAUAUUUUUGUGUUCGAUUACAUGCGUUAUUUGGAGCUGCAUUGGCUGCUGGGAUGGUAGCAACCAGGCUUAUAACAAGAACCGGUUUACCAAGACCAAUUUUGACAUGAUUACCAUAUCGAUAUCAGGAUCCUAAACUCCUUUUAUGAGUUUGUAUCAAAAACAUGAAUAAUUGUAAAACAAUUUUUAGUGAUUACAAUAAACCCAUGUACAUGUUAUAGA
Molecule: messenger RNA, 1401 nt
Organism: Helianthus annuus (common sunflower)
Lineage: Eukaryota; Viridiplantae; Streptophyta; Magnoliopsida; Asterales; Asteraceae
Product: 2-carboxy-1,4-naphthoquinone phytyltransferase, chloroplastic
Exons: 10
Coding region: 93-1289 (398 amino acids)
Biological process (GO): phylloquinone biosynthetic process
Cellular component (GO): membrane
Molecular function (GO): prenyltransferase activity
Source: RefSeq, a predicted model, not a curated record